GGGGAACUGUGCGGCCCUGAGGCUGCGCGCCAGCUCUUCAGGCAGUUUCGCUACCAGGCGGUGUCUGGGCCCCAGGAGACCCUGAGGCAGCUUCGUGAGCUGUGCUUGCGGUGGCUGCAGCCGGAGGUCCACACCAAAGAGCAGAUCCUGGAGACUCUGAUGCUGGAGCAGUUCCUGACCAUCCUGCCCGGGGAGAUCCAGAUGUGGGUGCGGCGGCAGUGUCCAGGCAGCGGCGAGGAGGCCGUGACCCUCGUGGAGAGCUUGAAGGGAGACCCCCGGAGACUUUGGCAGUGGAUCAGCAUGCAAGUUCUGGGACAGGAGAGCGUAUCAGAGAAGAUGGCAUCUCUGAGCUGCCAGGUGGGGGAGGCAGAGACCCCUCCCGAAAGGAUACCUCAGGAGCUGGACCUUCAGCAGUCAGCCUCAGGCCCCGGAGAACAGCUGAGCCACGUGGUGAAAGAGGAAUCUGACAGCGAGCCAGCAUUAGUGAUGGCUGCUUCCCAGCUUCUUGUCCGGCCUGAGGAAAGGCCCGUGAGAGAUGAGGACGUUGGCGCCUCCUUCCUCCACGCAUCGUCUCAGGAGCAGUGGAGACACCUGGAUUCUACUCAGAAGGAACACUACUGGGACCUCAUGCUGGAGACCUAUGGGAAAAUGGUCUCAGGAGGUGCGGGCCUGCUUCACCCAGUGGAGGGCGGGCAGGACGUAGGUGGAUGUUCGGUUUCUUUACCUGAAAAACCCAAGAGGCCAUUCUGCUUGGGGACUACACCGGAGAAUGACAAAGAGAACCUAAACUUGGAAACUUAUAGGGACCAGGAACCUCCAGAUGCCCCUUGUCCCAUCUCAGAAGAGGUCCCUCCUCAGGCUUCCUUGAGUGGCUUCUUCAGUGAGGAUGAGCCAAGGCGCUUUGGAGAAGGAGAGCAUCUCCCUGAGGCGCAGGCAAGCCUCCAGGCUGAGGGAAGAGGGGAGCAGCUCUCUCCUCGGGAAAGGAAUUCUGGGAAACAGCUAGGCCUGCAUUUGCCUAAUCCUCACCCAGGAGACCUGUCCAUGUUGUGGCUUGAGGAAAAGGCAGAGGCCCCCCAGAAAGGCCAGCUGAGACCCGCCAUGGUCCAGAAACUCCCCACCUGUACGGAGUGUGGGAAAACCUUUUACAGGAAUUCUCAGCUUGUGUUUCACCAGAGAACUCACACCAGAGAGGCAUACUUUCAGUGCCCCACCUGCAAAAAAGCCUUUUUACAGAGUUCAGACUUUGUGAAGCAUCAGAGAAGCCACAUGGGAGAGAAGCUUUACAAAUGCGAUCACUGUGGGAAAGGCUUCAGCGACUUCUCUGGGCUGAGUCAUCACAAGAAAAUCCACACGGGAGAGAAGCCCUAUAAAUGUCCCGUCUGUGAGAAAAGCUUCAUCGACAGGUCAAACUUUAUCAGACAUCAGCGGGUCCACACAGGAGAGAAGCCGUACAAGUGUUCUCACUGUGGGAAAAGUUUCAGCUGGAGCUCAAGCCUUGAUAAACAUCAGAGAUCUCACUUGGGGAAGAAGCCCUUUCAAUAGCUGCCCUCUUGUAGUUCAUUUCUCUCCGACCAGUUAAAAACACUCUGCUUUUGGAAGCGUCUGUUGGAAUUCCUUUUUGUGCCUUGAUCUAUUUUCAUGUGCUGGGGAUGGGAGAACCAGCAGGUAGUUUUGCGCUUGGAGGGAAGAUUGGGCUCCUGGCAGCUUACUUUCCUGCCUCUGUGUCAUGAGAAAGAAUUGUUCUAAUCUCUCAGCUCAUCACUGCGGACUCCUUAUGGAGGAUGGGCAUUAUUUGGAGAUGCAGCUUUAAAAGUGUUCUUUGGCCAGAGUUUCGGAGAGCAUCUGUAAUUGGUGUUGAUGGGAAGAACUUCGUGUCAGCACUUCAGUGCUGGGUUUCUAUAGCAUGUCACCCGGUACCAAAGGUUCAGCAGACGGAGGACCAUAGAACUCAGGUGUUCUCUGACGUACUGGUGAAAAACUAACCGGAAGUACCCCCCACCCCACCUUGAAUAAACUUAGUAGAGUCACAUCUCA
Echinops telfairi (small Madagascar hedgehog) is the source of this 2034-nucleotide messenger RNA. Its product is annotated as zinc finger protein 18-like. The transcript is spliced from 7 exons. The record is from RefSeq and is a predicted model, not a curated record. Lineage: Eukaryota; Metazoa; Chordata; Mammalia; Afrosoricida; Tenrecidae. Gene Ontology annotation, biological process: regulation of transcription by RNA polymerase II. Gene Ontology annotation, molecular function: DNA-binding transcription factor activity, RNA polymerase II-specific; RNA polymerase II cis-regulatory region sequence-specific DNA binding. The annotation marks the transcript as partial.